AUGGCGAAGGUGUGCGCCCGCUGCGGGAACAUGGCGGCGGCAACCCGGUACGCCGCGGCCGCGGGCUUCGACAAACCGGUGGCGGGUGCAGCCAUGGCGGGCGCGCGCACGGCGGCUGUGGCGACGUUGCUGGUGCAGGGUUGGGGCGACGCGUUGGACAUGUCGAGUGCCUAUGCGGUGCUGCGUCAAUGUGCCGUCAUCAGCGGCGGAGUCGGGGCGCGUGUGUUCAGCGCUUGGCUCCGAGGCGCUCUAAAAACCGGCUGGGCGCUCGAGAGCCUCUGGCUGGCGCAGCGAGCGGACGUCACUCUCGACGCAACCUGCGUCCAACUCCUCGUCGAACUUGCACACGGACUACACUCUCUCCGCCGCGAACCGGGUUCGCGCGCCGCUGCAGGCGACCGAACCGCGGACACACUCGCACAAACUGUCUACCGUCAGCACCGCACACUAUUCGAAGCUGAUGCGGCCACCACUGACGCCACACAGCGUCUCAUCCGACUCGCCGCCCAUGGCCACACUCUGUCGCUGCUGCUGGACAUGCACGAGGACCCCGCGUUACGUCAAGAGGCGGAAUGUUGCCUGGAGGCGGCCGCUUGCCUCCUGGACCAACUUGAAUGCAGCCCAGCGUCGGACCAGGCGGACGACCCGGCGGACGCCCCGGCGGACGACCUGGCGGACGACCCGGCGGACGACCUGGCGGAGCGAGACGACGCGGACUAUGGUCGGUCAUUGAGGUUGUUCUCGCGGUUCAAGCACGAGCGGUUGCGGGAAGAGUUGGAGCGGACGCGCGCCAAGUGGGCGUCGGACGCGGCGGCGGAGUGUGUAUUGGACUUGUGUUUGUACCGAGCGCCGGACACGGUUCUCAUUCCGGGCAUGGCCCCGGCGGUCUGGAGCCAUCGGAGUGCCGCGGGCGUGUGGCACUGCGUCUACGGCCACGCGCUAGCGCAGUGGGCGCCCAAUGGGGAGUGGCCGGCGACCGCGGAGGUUCUUUGUUCAAUUGCGGCCGGGAUCCAAUCCGAAGCCGGGAUCCAAUCCGAAGCCGGGAUCCAACCCGAAGCCGGGAUCCAAUCCGAAGCCGGGAUCCAAUCCGAAGCUCCGACCACGGCUUCGGUCUCGGAGUGGAGUGCGGCAGCCGUCGAGGUAUCCCGACGGGAGGCCCUAGUACGUCGUUUAUUGGUUGCGAGCGCGGGCGCGACGGAGGCAGAGUUGGGAGCGGGGGAUGGCGAUUGGGCGGCAGAUGUGUGUGGAGAGUGUGCAUUCUUUGUUGUGAAUGAGUUGCGCUGGUCACGUUGGAAUCGGAUCCGGGGACGUAUCGCCACGGGUACACGACAUGUGGCUCUGCUCGGUGGUGACGGGGCGGAGGUCUUGCGCAGCUUUUUGCGCGAUUGUCGACGUAUAUCUAUCCACUUCCCCGAACCGCCAGCCGUCAAGGAAGACGGCUGGAUCAGCCAAUCGCUGCUGACACUCGUUCAUCAAGCGCUAGCCAACAAUGGCCAACUCCGACUCCUCUCUGACCAACGACAGUACAUGGAGUACCUCAGCUCCUGCGUCGUCCGUCCGCUCUCCAAAACACUUUUCCGUUGCCACAACAAUCCCACGCCACCCUGGCUCUUCACCACCAACCCCACCGACGACCUCACGCGCCCCGAACUCUCCUGGUUCGGCAAACUCUGGCGGGGGAAGGACCUCUUCCUAUUUUCGCUACAAAAGACCAACCACUCUUGA
Gregarina niphandrodes is the source of this 1725-nucleotide messenger RNA. RefSeq names its product putative methyltransferase. NCBI's taxonomy places the organism in Eukaryota, Apicomplexa, Conoidasida, Eugregarinorida, Gregarinidae. The coding region runs from base 1 to 1725 and encodes 574 amino acids. The transcript has a single exon. The record is from RefSeq and is a predicted model, not a curated record.